Cavia porcellus (domestic guinea pig) is the source of this 10383-nucleotide messenger RNA. It is a transcript of the gene Btbd8, whose product is annotated as BTB domain containing 8. Bases 5424 to 10007 code for a protein of 1527 amino acids. Gene Ontology annotation, molecular function: protein binding. The transcript is spliced from 15 exons. Lineage: Eukaryota; Metazoa; Chordata; Mammalia; Rodentia; Caviidae. The record is from RefSeq and is a predicted model, not a curated record.
UAAAUAAUACUCCAUACAGAGCACUUUCUGAUUUCAUGUUCAGGGAAAUGUUUCAUGUGUAGAAGAAUUCAACAAAGUACAUUUUCUGAAAUAAGAGGUAUUAGAAAGCAGACAGUAGCAUAGACAGUGUAUUAAUAUGCUCAAAAUUCUGUAACAAAAUACCCAAACUGGGUGGCUUAAAUAAUAGGAGCCAUUUUUUUCAAUUCUGGGGACAGAAAGACCAAGAGCAAGGUGUCAGUAUGGCUGGUGUCUGGCCACCAUGGCUGGUGGUCCCCUUAGGUUACAAACAGCUACUUUCACACAGUAUGCUCCUGUGACUUUGUCUCUGUGUGUGUAUUCCAAGAGAGAGCUCAAUGGGUCUCAUAUAAGGACCCUAAUCCUGUCCAAACUAGUCUCCACGCCAUGACCUCAUUUAAACUUUAUUACUUCUUUAAAGGUCCCACCUCCAAACAUAGUCAUGGGCUUCACUAUAUUAGUUUGAGGAGACACAUUCAGUCCAUAACAAGUAGUUUCUGAUUAUGGAAGAUUUUAAAUGCCAGACUAAAGGGUUUUAUUAUCUUGUGAGUAAAAAGUAUAUAGAGAUGAAUCUAUUGGUGAGAUUUUAUCAUUAGACAUUUUUAAAAUUUUCAAUCCAUUCUUACUAGAACUGAAUUUAGUAAACAUUAAAAUAAAAUAAUAACACUAGUUUAACUCUGAAUGCAUUUUUUUUGUAUUCAUUAAAAUGACAUAAUUCUGAGUAGUGAAACAAAUGUCAAAAGAAUUGUAUGAUUAAGGGAUCUUAAUACUCAGCAGAAAAAUAAUUUAUAGAGAACACACAUCUUUGAUUUUUUCCUGGAGGAAAUCUUAGUUUUUUGUAGAUUAAUAUAAUAUAUUAUAUUGUACAUAUAAUAUACAUCUCUGUUCCUCUGUCCUGAGUGGUAAUAAUGCCUGACAAAAAUAUUUUAUAUUUUAUUUCUUUCCCAUGUACUAUCUCCCUUAAUAUUUAGAAUCAAUCCUUGAGAUAGAGAAGAUAUAUUUACAUAUUGCAGGUAACUAAAAUAAAGUCAGAAAUGUCAAAUGUUUUCCCCAGUACAAAAAAUGCUUAUGCUGAAUAUCAUCACACUUAUAGAUUACUUAAUAGUUCAUUCCAUGAUAUUCGUUGAAGAAAUUAGAAUGUUUCUCACUGACAUGUACUCCUAAACUAGCUCAGAAUACUUUUUCUAUUGUUUAAACUAGUGAUUCUCAAGUUUUACCUCAGAGAACCCCCAUAGCACCCCUAAAUUUCCUGAUAGGCAUCUUAGGAAACAUGUGGCAUGGAACUGGGAUUUGAGAGGAAAUCCAUUUGGAAAUGGAUGCCCCUUCAAAUUUUGUCCCUUUUACCUAGAUCAAGAUGAUCUCUAAGUUUAGCUGUAAGAAUAAAGGCAAGGGAAGUUUCUUUUUCUCAUUCUUUCUGAAUCCCCAUUCAUGAACUGAUCAAAUUAAACUUCCAUGCAUCCAAACUUUUAUUUAUUUUUUAAUUGGAAAACAUUAUUGUAUUUAUUGAGCUUCAGUUUGUGAUUUUACAUAUGAUAUUCCUAUACAUAAUCUCUGCCUUUUGAUUAAAUUACUUGUUUUAUGCACAUUUAAUGUUUUUAUUGGUAUAGUUGGACUUAUAUGUGCUUCUGUACUUCUUGUUUUAUAUAUGUCUCAUCAUACCCAGACUUUUAAAUAUGAGAUCUGCUUAGUAGGAGGAGGUCAGCGAAUAAGAAAUAGUGGCAUCAAGUAAUACCUUUUUUUUGUAGCUCUUACCUUUUUCUGUAUUUUAUUAGUACAUGUUUUCAGUGCAUAAUGAGUACACUUACUGUAGGGGAUUGGUGCACGUACAUAACACAUCUCAAUUUUUUUCUCCUUCCCUCCAUUCCCUUUUAUUUUGCUAGUACUUACCAUUUAUUUGUAAAACUUUACAAAGGUAAUUAUCAUAUAUACAAUUUGAAAAGCAGACUAAUAAGCCAAAGAUCUUAUAAAAUAUGUAAGACAGGUACACUAAGUCAGGAUACACUUUUAGAUACAUUGUGCUGGAUUACAAUGCCUGUUUUCCUCUUUCUCUGUUUGCCUCAUAUCUUUUGUUUCAUGCUUGAUAUGUAUUUGUUUGAGUUUCUUUUGUUUUCCUGAUAUAUGAAUUUACUGCUAUGAAAUUCCCUCUUAGGAUGGCUUUCAUUGUGUCCCAUAGGUUCUGGUAUGUCAUACUGGCGUUGAUUAUAGAAACUAAUUUCUUCUUUAAUUGAGUCUGUGACUCAUUGAUUAUUCAAGAUAAUAUUAUUUAAUUUCCAUGUGCUUGCAUAGUUUCUGUGCUGUCUUUUGCCAUUGAUUUUCUGGUUUCAGUGCACUGUGAUCUGAUAAUAUGAAUGGGAUAAUUUCAAUUAUUUUGCAUUUUCUUAAACUUGCUUUAUGGUUUGUAUAUAAUCUGUUUUGGAUAAAGUCUCAUGUGCUGCUGAGAAGCAUAUGUAUUCUGUUGUUGUUGGGUGGAACACUGUAGAUAUCUGUUAAGUCCAUUUAUUCAAAGAUAACUUCAACUCUGAUAUUCCUUUGUUGAUUUUUUAAUUUAGUUGAUCUGUUCUUUUGCAAAAGUGGGGUAUUGAAAUUCCCUAUUACAAUUAUAUUGGUGUUUAUCUGAUUUUUUAUAUCUAUUAUAAAGCUGGGUACACCUGUAUUUGGUGUGUGUGUGUUUUGUUUCAAGCAUUGAACUCAAGACCUCCUGCUUGUCAGGCAAGCCCUGUGCCACUGGACUGUAUUCCUUGACCCCGUGUGUUUAUAAUUGUUAGCUCUUCUGGUGAAUUGUUCCCUUAACCAGAUUGUAGUGACAUUCUUUGUCUCUUCUGAUCAGUUUUAGCUAGAAAUCCAUUUUAUCUGAAAUUAGGGUAGCAACUUCUGCUUUUAUCAAGGUUCCUGUUGCAUAGAAUACUGUUUUAUAUACUUUGGUUUUUAAUCUAUAUUUUUUAAAAUUUAGCUGUGUUUCUUGUGUGUUGCAUAUUGUUGGGUUUUCUUUCUUCAUCCAUUCUGCCAGUCCAUCUCUUUUAAUUGGGGAAUUGAGAUCAUUCACAAUGAGAGUUAUUACUGGCAGGUACUGACUUAUUUCUGUCUUUGUAUUAUUUUUCCUUUUGCUUGAUUUCCUCAUUUUAUCCCCUCUUGCCUAGGUGCUCAUCCUACCAAAUAUAUUGAUUCUUUUGGACUUACUGGUAUUGUUGACUUUAUUUUCAGAUAUCCUUGAGAAUCUUAUAAUACUGAAUGGUCAUAAAUUUAUUGAGAUCAUGAAUUUAUAAAUUGGGAUGAGUUUAUUGAAGUGCUCCUUGUCCUGAAAAUACCAUAUUUCUUCAGUUUUAAAGAUUUGCAGGAUAUAUGUCAAUUGGAAGUUGUUCAUUUUUAAGGCUUGAAACACUUCUCUCUAAGCCCUCCUAGCCUUAAAGGUUUAUGUAGAGGAGUUGGCUGUGAUUCUAGUGGUUACCUUUGUAUGUGAUUUGUUGCCUUUCUCGUAACAGCUUUUAAGAUUUUGUCCCUGUGAUGGACUUCUGGAAUGUGGUGUGUAGAAGUUCACUUUUGGUCAUGGCUAUUUGGUGUUCUAUAAACCUCAUUUAUCUGUAGGUUGAUUUCUUCCCCUAUUUUUGGGGAAUUUUCUGCCAUUAUUUCUGUGAAUGGGUUUUUAUGUCAUUUUUGUUGUCUUCUGAUUUUUCACUUACUCCAAUUAUUCUUAGAUUAGUCUCCUUUACAUCACCUAGAGUUGUUAGAUCUAGUUUUCAUUUUCUUUUGCUGUUUUUAUGAUGUCUUUGAGUAGUUGGACUUUGAUGACAUCGUUGACUUCUGGUUCUGAAACUGUAUCCUCAUAUUUGUCCAUAUAGUCUCUUGGAUUUCUGAUGAAACUUUUUCAUGGAUACUAAUUCUUUGGCAAACUGGUCAUUAAUGUUUUGUAUUAUUUUAUUAUAUAGGUAACUUAGUUUUUAUUAGUGUUUUCUGAGAGCUCUUACAUCUUUUUGGUUACUACUUUUCCUGAGUUGUAUCUUCUCUAAUUCCACCAAGUCUCUUUUUGGCCUAUUUUCUAACUUUCUCUUUUGAGUAAUUCAGGUGUGUAACUUAUACUCCUUGAAUUGAAUUCAGGGGAGUUAGAGGCAUUUUGGAGACCCAUUUUGUUGUCUUUUCUUUCCAUGUUUCUGUUGGUUUUUUGGUUGAGCUUUUGGAUGCUUGUAGUCUAAAGUUUGUUGGUUGUAGUAUUGUGGAAAACAGAACAAACAUAGGAAAAAACAGUACUGAGGAAGUUUAGGAGGCAGUUUAUUACACUAGCGAGUUUCUGACUAAGAUCUCUCCCGGAGAGCCAGAGCCCAACCUGAGGGCGUUUUGGAGCUUUUAUAGGGAGAUCAAUCAGGAGGUACAAAGGCAGAUUCAGUGCAUUAUGACUGGAAGGUCUGGUGGCAUUUUGAGUUGCUAAGGGAGUUUAAACAUUUUUGGUUACAUUGUAAGGCCACCAGCUGUGGAUUAAACAGAGAAAGAAAUGUCCCAUUACAUUUUAAAUUGCAUUUAAAAGGUCCUUAGACAAGCUUUACACAAAGGAAGGAAUGUUUUAUUAUCAGGUUGGUCUGGACAUGUCCACUUGAUCUUGGCAGGCUUUUAUUUAAAAUUCUAAAUUCCCUUUCAGUGGACAACUAAAGAGACCUCUUUAGUUGUUUUUCAGUGGUAUACUUUGGGAAUGACUAACUGUAAUUCUUUGUGCCACAGCUCCAAGAUUCAACCACCUUGGUUAUUUUGAGAAAGGAAGAUACAGUCUAGUUAGCCCAGCAACCAAGUUCUCUGGGAACAUAUUCUCAUAUUGCGAAUAUCACAAAGGCAAUCUUGAGUGUUGGCUUACAGAGAAACACUGACAAUUGUGUGACCCUGUUAAUAUCAAACAAAACAAUUACAGUGGUAAUGUCCAUGACAAAUUAGAUAUUAACAAUACUGUAAGAACCAGUUAUGUACGACUGUUGUUGUCAGAGUUUACAAAGGCGAAGAUUUAGUACAGCACACAUAAUUUAUAGGACUAUUAUAUAAUAUUCACCCAAACAGUCAAAUGCAAAAGAGUGCAGGAGAUCUGUCACACACUAGAGACCCAAAGAAUCUAGCUGAGGGCCUGAAUCCCAUGGCAGUGUCUUACACGAGUCGAGCUAAAGACCUAGAGCCCAUGGCAAUGACCUCCAUAGUCCAACUGGAGCCUAGAACCCACAACAGUGUCUCAUGCAAGUCUAUCAAGGAUCUACAUGGGGAAGGCCCAAAGAUCAGUAGUAGAAGCUAGAAAGUCUGCACCAGUGGGAUCCAGAUCUGUGCCAGCAGCCUGAAGACUCUGCAUUGAAGCCAGGAAUCAAUGUUCAGCAUUAAGGAAACAGGCAGAAGUAAGGAGCCACCUAUGUUGUGCCUGAAAGACGAAUAUAAAGCAUAUAGAAAUGAAUGUUAUGAUGCAUUUUAUCUAUGGAGGAACUUUGGAUUUUCCAGACAAAACUAAUGUUGGUCAGAUACUCAGUAUUGCUGAUAUGUAUGGACUAGAAGGUUUAAAAGAAGUAGCAAUCUACAUUUUAAGAAGAGAUUACUGUAAUUUCUUUCAGAAGCCUGUUCCCAGAACGCUGACAUCUGUAGUAGAAUGCCUACUUAUUGCACAUUCCGUGGGAGUGGAAAAUCUUUUUGAUGACUGCAUGAAGUGGAUUGUAAUGCAUUUUGCAAGAUUUUGGUCUGAGAGAAGUUUUGCAAAUGUACCUCCUGACAUUCAGAAAAAUUGUCUUCAUAUGUUGAUCCAGUCUUUAAAUGAUAAGAAUGCUGCUUUUCUUCUAAUGGAAAGUGACAGGCUAAUCAUCAGUUUACCCAGGGUAAAGUGGACAGAAACAGCACUGACUAUGGCAUCUCAACUCCAAGAAGAAUGUAUUGCAUUUAUUGUAGAAAACUUCUCCAAGAUCAUUCAGAGUGAAAAUUUUACUCUUCUCCUACAGUCACAAGCAAUGAGCAGCACGGCUGAUCUGUUGGACAAAAUUUUAAAAGCAGUUGAAGAAAAUAUUACCACUGAAAAUAGUUGCUCUCUUCUUAUGGCUCUGGACACAUUGUUGAACUCUGAAAGUACAAAGGAAAUGGGUUUUACGUGCAAGAUCCAGGCUCUCCGUGAUAAGCUUUGGAUCUUCCUGGUUCAGUCUUUCUAUGCUGUUCGACACACAGAAAACUGGAAGCUUAUAAGCACAGAUGAUCAACAGAAAAUUCAAGCAGCUGCAUUUGACAAAGGUGAUGACCGAAGACUCAGCAAAAAGCCUAUAUUUAGUAGCUCUCAGCAAAGGAGACAUAUUUCUGGCUCUGGUGUUAUAAAAAACAAAUCUUGGAGAGAAAAUAACAAGAAAGAGUGUUGGAGUUAUCUCUCUACUAAUCAAAAGAUGAAAUCUGAUGGAUUAGGAGCAUCUGGACAUUCAUCAAAUGCUAAUAGAAAUAGUAUAAAUAAAACUUUAAAGCAUGAUGAUUUAAAGGAAAAGGAUGGUACAAAAAUAGCAUCUAAGAUUACAAAAGGAUUGAAAACUGGGGAAAAAAAUAUUUCUGGAAAUCCCAAAACUGUAAUAAAGCCCAAAACAGAAAAUCAUGAUAAUGCAAAGUUGGAAAACUUGUCAUCUAAAGUUUUGGAAAGAACAGCAACAUCAGUUGGACAAAAAAAUUCAUUAAAUGGAAAAGGAGUGAGAAAUCAGGAAGGGCAAGUUACAGGUGCCAGACCCAAGGUACUCACUGGGAACCUAAAUGUGCAACCCAAGGCAAAGCCUCCCAAAAAAGUGACAGGGAAAGAUUCUCCAUGCCUCAGCAUCGCAGGAGCCUCCAGCAGAUCUACGAAUUCAAGUGUGGAAUUACUGACUUCCACUGGAUCUCUGAAUGAACCAAAACAAAAUGGAUCAAUAGGAGAAGACAAGUCUUCUGGUCAGAAGCUAUCCUUUCGUGAUUCUCCAGGACAGACGGUGAAAAACAGUGUAGAUGGUGUCAAAACUUCCUCUGUAGCAGUAAAAUCUCGGCCUGUUUCAAGAGUUGCCAAUGGGACUUCCAAUAAAAAAAGCAUUAAUGAACAAGUCACUACUGUAAAUAAUAGUGCCCUAAAGAAGGUCAGUGGCAAAAGAUAUAGUGAUCCAGUACCACAGGCAAUUUUGAAGAAAAGAGGUAAUGGCAAUGGACAGCAAAGGACAAAGAGUGCCACAUCUAAUCUUGCCAAAACUCAAGGAUCCCAAGGAGAGUCACCACAUUCAGUAAAAUCUUCAGUCUCUUCAAGACAGUCAGGUGAAAAUAUGACAAAGUUGAACCACAGUAUAACUGCAGAUAAACAAACAUCUAAGAGAAAAAUUGUUAAGCCAGGACACAUAAAUACUACUAAGGCUAAUGCAAAAAUGGUGUCCAUACCUAAAAACCUAAAUCAACCAAACACAGAUGAAACUCUGAAUAAUAAAGAUUCAAAACAAAAAAUGUUUCCUGGACAUGUUAUACCAAAAACUCAGUCUUCUCAAAAACAUUUAAAAAGUGAAACAUCUGUUCUCCAAAAAAGUAUCCUCCAUGCUGUACAUGAUAACAACAACAAAGACAAUGUUUCUGAACCAAAACCUCACAGAUGUCUAAUUAAUCUCACAUCUGAAAUCAGUGGUACCAGAGCAUUCCAGUCAUCAUGCAGACCUGACCCACAAGAGCUAUUAAGCAGUCAAGAAAAAGAUAAAUUGGUGUUAGAAUGCCAGAAUAUUUCAAAGAUGGAUAUAUCAAGAAAACAUGAACUGAAUGUAAAACAGAUUUGCUCAGAUAAAAAUGAAUCAAAAUGUCCUAGUCACAAAGACAUGAAUCAUUGCAAUACAACUAAAACAUACAGUUAUUCUGAUGAGAGUGAUGUAGAUUCAAAAAUUUAUAGUUUUGCUGCUCUAAAAUCCACAGUUUCAAAUACAAAUGAAAACUCCUUAAACUCUAAUCUAAUUUCUGAUUUAGACUCAACAAAUGUAAAGCAAAUUCAUUUAAUAUCAGAUAAAGAGAAACAAACAGGGAGAAAAGACACUAACAAAAAAUCAAACAUGGAAUGUAUGAAAGAAGCUUUAUCUUGUAUUCCUGAAAGGACAAAUGGUACCUUAAAUUUUAUUCAAGAUGACAGAAAAUCUAAAGUUCAUGUAGAAGAACCGACAAUUCCUAGUCAAUUGUUUGAUGACUGUGUUAUAAAGGAAGGUAAACAUGCUGUCACUGAUUCAGAUGUUUCCUCCAAAUGUUUUUUGAAACAACUGUCAGAAAAAACGUUUCCUAAAAAUAUGGAAAAGUCAGAAACUCCAGAGAACCAUGAAACUCUAGAAGUUCCAUUCACAGGUCACUGGAAUUUGAAUACCAGUAUGCUGCCUCAAAGAGAGAGUCCUGAAUCUGACACUGGCAGUGCUACCACAUCCUCUGAUGACAUAAAACCUAGAUCUGAAGACUAUGAUGCUGGAGGGUCUCAGGAUGAUGAUGGGUCAAAUGAUAGAGGUAUUUCUAAAUGUGGCACUAUGCUGUGCCAUGACUUUCUUGGAAGAAGUAGCAGUGAUACCAGUACUCCUGAAGAAUUAAAAAUAUAUGAUAGUAAUUUAAGAAUUGAAGUAAAACUGAAAAAGCAAAGUAAUAAUGAUCUUUUCCAAGUUAACUCAACAAGUGAUGAUGAAAUUCCUAGGAAAAGGCCAGAAAUUUGGUCUCGAUCUACAGUAGUCCACACUAGGGAAAGAGAAAAUAUUCCACGAGGCACUAUCCAAUUUACUCAGGAAAUAGAUCAGGUUUCUUCCUCAGCAGAUGAAACAGAAGAUGAAAGAUCUGAAGCUGACAAUGUUGUGGAAAAUUUCUCUAUAGUUAAUCCAUCUCCUCAGCAGUUUCAGGGAAUAAUUAACCUAGCUUUUGAAGAUGGAACCGAAAAUGAAAGUCGUGAUUUUUCUGCAACUAAAAAGUUUAAAAGAUCAGUUUUACUUUCAGUUGAUGAGUGUGAAGAACUGGGAUCUGAUGAAGGGGAAGUUCAUAUUCCCUUUCAGCCUUCUAUAGAUUCUUUUUCACCUUCUGAUGUUUUUGACGGUGUUUCUCAUGAAUAUCAUGAAAAGAACUAUUAUCCCAGAUUCUCACAAGAAAGUGAAGAUAGUAUUUUAAAAUGUAAAGAACAAGAUAAAGGCAAUAGUACAAACAAAAUUGAAAACACUUUCUUGGAUCUUAGUAGCACUGACUCUUCAAGAAAAGAUAAACAGAGUACUUCAGCCACAGACAAAAAGAAUACUUUAGAUGUCCUAUCCAAAGGAGACAGACAGCUUUUUCUAGAAGAUAAAAAGGAACACAGUGGAAGAGAUAUGGAUAAUGACUUUCAACAACAUAGCAAAUUCAUGGAUAGUGAUACAAAAUCUCAAGAAAGACCAUGUCAUUUGGCGCUUCAUCAAAGAGAACCCCAUUCUGACAUACCAAAGAAUACCUCUGCAAAAUCUCUAGACUCCUCUCAGAGUCACAUUCUGCCUCAGGAAGGUCAAGUGAAAGAAAGCCAUUCUACAGAUACUGAAAAAGCUAAUAUUGCUUUAUCUGCAGGAGACAUAGAUGAUUGUGACACACUGGCACAAACCUGCAUGUAUGACCAUCGGCCUUCAAAAACCCUCUCUCCAAUAUAUGAGAUGGAUAUAACAGAAGCAAUUGAGCAGAAAAUGGAAUCUGAAACACAUGUAACAGAUACAGAUUUUGAAGAUGAUCAACAUUUUGCAAAACAAGAUUGGACACUACUAAAGCAACUGCUCUCUGAACAGGAUUCAAACUUAAAUGUUACAAAUUCUCUUCCUGAAGACCUAAAUUUGGCACAGUAUUUAAUCAAUCAAACACUCCUUUUAGCACGAGAUGGCUCAAAACCUCAGGGUGUAGCACAUGUUGACAUUUCGAACAGAUGGAGUGAACUAUCAUCUCCACUUGAUAAUUCCUCAACAAGUAUUACCAUGGCUAGUUUUUCCUCUGAAGAUUGUUCACCUCAAGGAGAAUGGACAAUUCUGGAGCUGGAAACACAGCAUUAAAAGUCUUAACGAUUUGGAAAAUUUAAACUGUGCCAUCCCUUUAUUUUUUGAUGUCCACAUUAUAUCUAAAUUAUAAUUCCAUUAGAUAGAUAUAGACUGUCCUUACACUGAGGGAGUUUUCCAAUUUAUUGAGGUUUAUUAAUAUAAUAUCACAUGUAGAAAAAAGUGUUUUUCUAAAGUUUUUGAGCAUGUUUUCUAUAAUUAUUAGAAAAAUUAGAAGAUUCAUAAGGAAACUCUUGCCUCAGUUUUCCUUUCCUACCUGAUCCUAUUUUUCAGAAUUUAAAGUAGGAAUGCACAAGUGGAUCAUUCCCUUUAUCCUUUUUGGCUCUGCAUAUGGUACCAUAGUAAUUUAACAAUAAAAAACUUAGUAUGCGUG